Messenger RNA from Gastrolobium bilobum, 918 nucleotides. RefSeq names its product transcription factor BEE 1-like. The coding region runs from base 11 to 823 and encodes 270 amino acids. The transcript is spliced from 6 exons. NCBI's taxonomy places the organism in Eukaryota, Viridiplantae, Streptophyta, Magnoliopsida, Fabales, Fabaceae. Gene Ontology annotation, cellular component: nucleus. Gene Ontology annotation, biological process: regulation of DNA-templated transcription. Gene Ontology annotation, molecular function: DNA-binding transcription factor activity; protein dimerization activity. The record is from RefSeq and is a predicted model, not a curated record.
UUAAAAUCACAUGGCUGAAUUCACAGAAAAUUUGCAAAGCUUUAGACCCUCAUUUCCUUUCUUAGAUGUUGAUCCAAGCAUGGAACUCCUAAAUCAAUUCAUAGGGAUGAACUCACAUGUCCUUGACAACUCAAAUUUGAACAUGCAGAACUUGAUGCCUUUCUCCUGUGACAGCUUCUUGGGCCCUCAAGAACAUGAGUAUCCAGGAAACUUGGAAGAAAGUUUUCCUGGUCUAGUCCAUCAUGUUAAUCACAAUGCUGUUCCAGUUUCCCUUCCCAUUUUUCCAGCAGAAAAUGAAAUCCAUGAAGGUAAAAAGAGGAAAAUAAAGGAUACUCCUGAGACCAGUUCAGCAAACUCAACUCCUGCAGUUUCUGAGAAUGGAAGCAAGACAAAACAAAGCUCUGGAAGAGGAAAGAGAGUAAAAAGCAAUGUAACAGAAGAGGAGAAAGCAAAGGAAGUGGUUCAUGUCAGAGCCAGAAGAGGUCAAGCAACUGAUAGUCACAGUUUAGCAGAAAGGGUUAGAAGAGGGAAAAUCAAUGAGAAAUUAAGGUGCUUACAGAACAUAGUUCCAGGAUGUUACAAGACCAUGGGUAUGGCUGUAAUGUUGGAUGAAAUCAUAAACUAUGUCCAGUCUUUGCAGCAUCAAGUGGAGUUCCUUUCCUUGAAACUUACUGCUGCAAGUACCUACUAUGACUUCAAUUCAGAGACUGAUGCUUUAGAAACAAUACAGAGAGCAAGGGCAUCCGAGGCAAAAGAGUUAGCCAAGUAUAAGAGAGAAGGAUAUGGAGGAGUUUCUUGCUUUCAACCAACUUGGCCCCUUUGACUUUAGUUUUGGAUGUUUUAACUCAGCAGCCAUACAAGACAUGAAGAGACUUCAUUUGCUCCUUUACUUUUUACAAGUUUUAUAGAUCAAUUUGU